CUCCAUUUGACACAAGAGAUCUACAACGUUUGUCAUUGUUGUGCUGGUGUGGACAUCAGACAGAUCUGAAGUUGUCUCAACAAGAAACUAUUCUGUUGGUUUAAAUCACUUGGCAUACACACAAGAAAAUAAUGAAAACAAAGGCGGAGCAGUGCAAAGAGGAAGGCAACAAGUGCAUGAAGGAGAACAAGCACACAGAGGCUGUCAUUCAUUACACAGAGGCCAUCAAGCAUGAACCAAACAGUGCUGUGUUGUACAGCAACAGGUCUCUGGCAUUCCUCAAAAUUGACCAGUUGUACUUUGCUCUGGAUGAUGCUGAAAAGGCCAUUAAAUUGGAACCUAGCUGGCCUAAGGGUUUCUUCAGAAAAGGGGAGGUUGAAUUCAAAGGAGGAAACUACACAAAGGCCUUAAUGUCUUAUAGGCAAGCCCAGCUUUUGGACCCAACAGAUGAGGGCAUCACUGCAGCUAUUACAAAAGCUACUAGAGAGUUUGCCAGAGACAAGAAAGAUGCUGCUCGUAAACCAGUUCUGUACAGCUGUAUUGGUUUGACUGUGGGGGUCUUAAUUGUGGCUGCAGAUUCAUUUCUCACAGUCAAACCAGCUAUUCCACAUGUCGUGCUACAAGUUCUCCUAGUGGCUGGAUGUGGAGGGAUUGGCUUUGUCGCUGCGAAAAUCUACAGAUAUUUAACUGUAAGUCAAAGAGAUGCAUUGCUUGAGGAACCGAUAGAUCUUUUGAAAGAGAUGGGUGAUGACGAUGGUACAAAAGAAUCCUCUCCCUCCUCGUCCACAUCCUCCCAUAAACAUCACAGUCAAGCUGCGGGUCGCCAGAGGAUGAAGAAAGGAAAAUCCUAGUGAUUGCUUUUGUAUUGGUUUCGUUCUUUUUUUUUUUCAGUGAUAUUUCCUUGUAACUUUGUUUUUUGAUGAAUGGGAAGUGUCAAGAGAGUAUGGAUGAACAUAUGUCUUUGCUACUGAUUUCUUGACUUUAAGUUGGUAACAAGAUAUAUUAUGCGUAUGUAGUGUGAUGGCUGAUGUGUGUCUGUAAGUUAUAUUUAUACUCAGAGAGUUUAUAUUAGGAUUUUUAACUCUAUAUUUGUUAAUGCUCAGCUGAGAUAUAUAUAUAUAUAUAUAUGUGUGACCUUUUUUUUAACGACAGUGGAAUAUGAUUAAUUCAUAUAAAUGGAAGUUGUUUGACCAAAUGGGUGACUGCUUAAGAAGAAAUACUUUUAUUACUUCCACGUGCGUCAGUUUAUGUG
Molecule: messenger RNA, 1252 nt
Organism: Aplysia californica (California sea hare)
Lineage: Eukaryota; Metazoa; Mollusca; Gastropoda; Aplysiida; Aplysiidae
Product: small glutamine-rich tetratricopeptide repeat-containing protein beta
Exons: 8
Coding region: 132-851 (239 amino acids)
Molecular function (GO): Hsp90 protein binding
Source: RefSeq, a predicted model, not a curated record